Molecule: messenger RNA, 369 nt
Organism: Phragmites australis (common reed)
Lineage: Eukaryota; Viridiplantae; Streptophyta; Magnoliopsida; Poales; Poaceae
Product: clathrin light chain 1-like
Exons: 2
Coding region: 1-369 (122 amino acids)
Biological process (GO): intracellular protein transport; clathrin-dependent endocytosis; clathrin coat assembly
Cellular component (GO): clathrin coat of trans-Golgi network vesicle; clathrin coat of coated pit; plasma membrane
Molecular function (GO): clathrin heavy chain binding; structural molecule activity
Source: RefSeq, a predicted model, not a curated record
AUGUACGCGUCGGAUGGUCAUGACUUCACCAGUCCUUUCACGGACCAAGAGAGGUUCCACAAGGAAGCGAAUCUACAAUACUAUAAGGCAAUCGUGGAGCUGGUGCCGCAAGAGAUCUUGGGGCUAGAGAAGAGGGGCAAGAGGAAGGAGCAAGAUAGGAAGCCCAACAUCAUGGUGGUGCAGGGCCCCAAGCCAGGCAAGGCAACCAACCUCUCCAUGCGCCAAGUCCUCAUGAAUCUCAAGCAAAAACCGCCACCGCACAUGGUGCCACCACCGCCCGCCAAGGAGGACGAGAAGAAGGAGGGCGACAAGGGCAACAAAGAUGCCAAGAAGGACAAUAAGAAGGAUGUCAACAAAGAUAAGCAGUAG